AUGCCACGACUUGCACCGAACGAAGCUUGCCUCGGUCAAUUUGAUUUUGUUAUCAUUGGCGGAGGCACUGCUGGCUGUGUUUUGGCAAAUCGUCUCUCAGCAAAUGGGAAGCACACAGUGCUAGUUCUCGAAUCAGGUGCCAAUACCCAAGAAGAAUUGCUCAAUAUCAGAGUACCCCUUUUCAACAGCAAGCUCAAGAACACCACUGUCGACUGGCAAUUGAAAUCCACCGCACAACAGCAUGUAGAUGGACGCAUUAUUGGCGUGCCGCAAGGAAAGGUGCUGGGAGGUUCCAGUGCCAUCAAUGCUUGUUUGUCGCAUCGAUGCUCACCUUCUGAUUACGAUGCAUGGAAUAUGCCCGGUUGGGAAUACGAGCAAUUGAAGCAUUACUUUUGUAAAGCAGAAACAUUCCAGGACAAUGCAGCACCCACUGCGAAUAAGUUACACGGUCAAUCAGGUCCACUAAAUGUCAUGCAGCAAAGCGACGAUUCCUUGUUGGGAAAGCAUUUUACAAGAGCUUGUCAAAACCAGGGCAUUCCUCAAUAUCACGAUAUGACAGACGUGCCAUGUCAAAUAGGCGUAACUGGUAUUCAAUCUUCUGUACAUCAAGGCGAGCGAACAUCUACUGGAUCUGCUUAUUUACCUCCCGAUAUACAGCAGAAUAGAUCUAAUUUGUCCAUUGCUUUGAAUUGCACUGUCAAGCGUAUUGUUAUCGAUAAAGACACCAACAACGUAACGCAUGUUGAAUACACAGGCAACACAGAUGGCAAGCGCUAUCUAGUUAGUGUAGGUAAAGAGGCAAUUCUGUCCGCAGGUGCUAUCUUAUCGCCUUUGCUGCUGCUAUCCAGUGGUAUUGGUCCCCAGGCAGAAUUAGAAGCAUUGGGUAUCGCAACAAUCGCGGAUUUGCCAGGUGUAGGCAAGAACCUUCAGAAUCAUUGGCGCGUACCACUUGUCCACGAAACAACUCGACCUGAAAUGUCGCUUCAUCAGAGCAUAUUCGAAAAGGAAAAUGAAUCAUUGCAGCGUAUCACUGACUCCAAGGAACCAAGUGCCUUGUCAAGAGCAUGGCCUGAUGCUGUCGCCUAUAUAAAAGUGCCUAAUGCUCCUGACAACAGCAGUAGUCUUAUCAAUACCCCACAAAUCGAAUUGUUCACUGGUGGUUUGGCUUUAUGCAGAGAGCUUUCCAAGCUCAAAGAUGUUGCUUGUGCAAGUUUAUUAAUGGUGUACAUUGCCCCCUUUUCCAAAGGAUCUGUUACGUUGAAUUCAGACAAAACCCCACGCAUUGAUCUUGCUUUGUUGCAGGAUGACAGAGAUUUGGAGUGCAUUGAAAAAGGUUUGGAACUGUCCAUCAAGAUUGCGGACGAUAAAGAGUACAAGGAGAAUUGCAUCAAACACUGGAUUUUGCAUCCAUAUCAAGCUGAGAAAAAGCAGGAUAUCAGGCAGUAUAUCAAGGAUCAUGUUGAUACGUUGCAUCAUUAUGCUGGUACUUGCAAGAUGGGAACUGCUACUGAUAGAGACGCUGUCGUUGAUGGAAACCUCAAAGUACAUGGCAUUCGGGGCCUUCGUGUUGUAGAUGCCUCCAUUUUUCCAAUCGUGCCAGCCGGCCAAAUUUGUUUUCCUGUCAUAGCUUGUGCUGAGAGAGCAUCUGAUUUGAUCUUGAGUGAUUUUGCAUAA
Mucor velutinosus is the source of this 1674-nucleotide messenger RNA. RefSeq lists its product as uncharacterized. The transcript is spliced from 4 exons. Bases 1 to 1674 code for a protein of 557 amino acids. Gene Ontology annotation, molecular function: oxidoreductase activity, acting on CH-OH group of donors; flavin adenine dinucleotide binding. NCBI's taxonomy places the organism in Eukaryota, Fungi, Mucoromycota, Mucoromycetes, Mucorales, Mucoraceae. The record is from RefSeq and is a predicted model, not a curated record.